Molecule: messenger RNA, 6016 nt
Organism: Pecten maximus
Lineage: Eukaryota; Metazoa; Mollusca; Bivalvia; Pectinida; Pectinidae
Product: ankyrin repeat and MYND domain-containing protein 2-like
Exons: 12
Coding region: 267-1607 (446 amino acids)
Molecular function (GO): protein binding
Source: RefSeq, a predicted model, not a curated record
CUGUUUGAAAGAUUUGUGUUUUUAAACAAUCGAUAUCGCUUCUUUUGUGAUAAUGAACUCGUCCAUUAGACAUUAACUCUCGUAUCCAGGACUAAAAAAUGCUAAAUGUGUUUCAUUCUUUGUUAUUAAAACUGACACGACAAUGUAAAUUUGUCAUAUGAAAAAAAAUACAUUCUGUAGGCCAAAUUUGUUUAGUCAAGAAGGGAAACGAAAUAUUAAAGAAAAUCCGAUUUGUUGUCAUUUGAGAGUAACAUUAUCAAAAGAAAAUGGCGCCUGAAAAGGGAAAUUUCACUGAACUGGAGAAGAAAAUUCACGAUGCAGUGUCACAAGGUAAAGCAGAUGAAGUAAUGCUUCUUUUGAAGGAAAAUACAGUGAAGAAUGUGGACUUUUUGGAUGAUACUGGGAUGACCCCACUUCAGCAUGCUGCCUUUCGAGGGAAGAAUGAACUUUGUCAGUUACUCCUGGCCCAUGGAGCAAAUGUCAAUUCUAAUUACCAUGAUAAUGGCUAUACGGCUCUCAUGUUUGCUGCCCUAUCAGGUAAUGCAGAGACAACGCGCCUGAUGUUACAGGCAGGAGCUGAUGUAUACCAUACCAACUCAGUGGGUAGAACAGCUUCCCAGAUGGCAGGAUUUGUAGGUCAGCAUCAGUGUGUAUCAGUGAUUAAUUCUUUCUUCAGCCGUGAGAACCUCAAACACUACACUGUACCUCAGGGACUUGAAAAAGAGCCCAAGCUUACUGCAGACCUGGAAGUGGCUUUGCUGAAAUUGAUCAACCAGUCAAACUUAAAUCCUGUCAAGAUAUCAUUGAUAGUACAGGACUACACCUGUGUGUUGGAGAAAUCCUCUAAUGUGGUGAAAGUAUUGGAACACCUGUCGGAGAAGUACAUGAAAGCACGUGACACCAAUGAUGCUAUGGCAAUGAAAACUCACUUUAUGGCUGUUGUUAUCAAAAAUGCUGCCAAGUCUUACCAAGAACACAAGUCAUUAGACCAUUGGAUUAAAAGGUUGGUCAAGGGACGGGACUCUGAUGGUUUCCCCGAGACACAGGAACGAAUAAUCCGGCAGUCACUGAGGGAGUUCCCAUAUGGAGAUUCUCAACUACUACAACAGCUUGUCCGAACUCUCGCUACAGUAAAAAUUGGAGAUAGCCCGAGUGGUUUGUCAGUCCUGACCCAAGGUGUCAAUGGAUACCGUAUGACAUUUGAUGCUGAUGAUAUUUGUGGUACUUGUGGAGAAUCUUAUGCAGAAAAAAAGUGUUCUGCUUGUAAAAUGGUAAGGUACUGUGAUAGUCGCUGUCAGAAGUUACACUGGCCUACACAUAAGAAGAUGUGCAGUAAGAUGGCAGAGGAAUAUUUAUCCAUACAAAAGUUAAAGAAAGAGGAAGAAGAAAGGGAGAAAAAGGAAGAAGAAGAACAAGAAGAAAUUCAGAAGAAACUGUCAGAAUCCAAAAUUCAAAAUGGUGGUGAUACAGUAGACGUGAGUAAGCCUAUAACAAAUGGUGAGGACACAACAAACAGCACUUCAGAAUCAAAAGAUUCAUCAAACACCUUAAAAGAAGUCCCUGCUGAGCCUAAUUCUGUACCUUCAGUUGUGGAGAGUUCGUCCUAGCAUACAGCUUCUAUCACAUCCAAUUGAAUUUAAUUCUGAAUGGGGGCAUCAAAAGUUUGGGCUAUUCCAGAAAAAUAGGUAUCAAAUGGGAGCACUCAAAAAAUAACGAAAUUCAAUGCAUGGUAGAUGCUGGAGAAAAUGUGACUCAUUAUGUCAUAUCAUUUGAAUAAUCAAUAUCUAAUCAGAAAGGCAACUGAUACCUGACAGUCGAUGAGAUGUCAACAUUGAUGACUAUUUAAACCGAAAGUGUGAGUUCAAAUUUCAUUUUCAUUAAGAGAGAACAGGAGUUGUAUGUCAUUUUUCUAUUAACUAUCUUCUUCAAUCAUGCUGUCUAAAUACAAUUAACUGCAAAAAUAUAAAUGAAAACUGUUCAUCAGUAAAGAUUGUUACAUUGAAAUGGUAUGAUAAAAAAUAUAAUAAGAAACUAUGGAGAGUAAAGUCGGUAUAAAAUCAAAAUGACAGCAAACUCUGCAACGGAGGAAAUCCUGGUGUAAAGAAGUAAAUAAAAGAGUAAUAUAUUUCUAACGAUUAUGUAAUUGAAGGCUUAACGAUUAAUAAUAGAAAAUUGAUCAGUUAACACUAACUGAUUAUAUCUAAUCAUCAAUGUUGAAAUCUCAAGCGAUUUCCAACACUAAUUUGAUUUAAAUCAAUUCUAUCAGUGGUUCCUGUUUAGACAAAUCUGGAGUUUUCUUUUGACAUGGAUAUUAACUGAAAUGGCCCAAUAUAGAAUGUACUGAUUUGUAAUGCUGUCAAAAGCCCGAAAUAAGUUAAUUUUAUUAUUGAUUGCAAAAAAUUAUAUCUAGGUAUAUCCCUGAAAUAGCAAUGGAACAGAACAUACCAGUCUGUGUUCACGAUCUGGACUAACAUUGAACGUUUUAUUCCCCCCGCUGGUGUCAUAUUGAAGCUACCCUUGGUGUUUACGAUAUUGCAAUAUUAUCAUGUAUAUUUGAGGUUAAAACAUAGUUCCGUCCUAGUGUGAUUUUGCCAAGUUUAUACCUGUUUUUUAUGUUGCCCUGUUAUUUUCACAAUAGGCAGUUGAAGACAAUAUGGACCUCAUAUACUAACAUACCUGAUACCCAGGGAAUUUUCACAUCAGUCAUAAAAAUGAUCAGCAAAAAGACAUGGUUUGUUGUCUACAGUGGAGCCUCAUUAUUGAAGUCUGCACUGAUAAUGACCCCAUGUCUGAGAAGUAUUUUACUGCACAAGUUGGAUUUCUUUCCUAUGCAAUAAAUGUAAUCUGUUUUACAAUCCAGUGUGGGAAUGAAGACUCUCGAAUCUAAUCUCCAGAGUGUAUUAUCCAAGAUCUGAUUUUCCCAAACAAUGGUGUUGAAACUUUGCAGCCAAUAAAUGAUGCAUUGAUUAAAAGGUUCCAUUUAUAAUGGUAUUGGUAUGUUCCUCUUUGUUGAUUAUUACAUAAAGGUAAAAGGUAUGUUCCUCCUUGUUGAUUAUUACACAAAAGUAAAAGGAAUGUUUCCUCCUUGUUAAUUAUUACACAAAGUAAAAGGAAUGUUCCUCUUUGUUAAUUAUUACAUAGAAGUAAAAGGUAUGUUCCUCCUUGUUAAUUAUUACAUAGAAGUAAAAGGAAUGUUUGUUACGUAAUUGUGUUGGUUAGGACUAUGUGACUAUAGACCUGAUUAAUCAAUAAAAGUCUUGCUCAUAUUUCCAUCAACUGAUUAUUUAGUAAUAUUUUUCAUUGCUUAAAGGUUUUAGAAUUUGGUGUAUGCUUUUGUGAUAUUGUGAUAUAAAAUUAGGUAAUGUAUGCAUGCAGAAUAUUGUGGUUUAAUGUUUUAAGAUUGAAGUCAACUUAAAGUACUUCUAAUUAAUAUAACACUUUAUGUGAUAUGCUCCAUUCUGCUUAUAAACAAGAUUAAAACAGCUUACACCUUUAUAUAUUUUAAGAUGGCUGCCUUUUAGAAGUGUGUGAUGAAAUCAUUAUUGGAGUCUAUUUACCAUAUGUAGUCAUUUUUAAGACAGAAAAAAUAGGUGUCAGAAAAUUUGCAGAUUAAAUUCUAGAUUAGAAUUUUUUUUUAAAAUGACUGGGAAUAUAGCAUUGCCUUUGGACAUUGAUCCCCAGUUGUGUCAGUGUGUGUAACUGGUGUAUCCAGUAGUAUUUUAAUUUAGUAUUUUAAGGACGAGGGGGCUGUGCCAAGGAUGCGAAUGAUAUAUUUGACAUCCCAUAAUGAGUUUGAUUCCAGGUUGAAGUGUAACACUACUGGGCUGUCUCUAUAUACGGUAUUCUAAUAUCCCGUAGGUGUACAGCGAUGUGGAAGCCGAUAUAUAUAGAGAGUGACAAGCUCCACACACACUACCUCUGACGAGUUAAAAUCGUAACGAAACCGUUCUGGUUUUAUAUCAGGUACCCACUAACGUUCAUCCAGUCGUUGUUUUUAUAUUCUAUACUAGAAUUUCUCUGUACAUUGGGUAACAAAACAUCCACCUUAAAUCAUAUAGAGCAUACUAAACAAGCCUUUCUCAAUAAACUUUCUAUGUCAACAAAAUAUAAAUAGAUAUACAUGUAGAUGUUCCAUGGAUCUACAGGGUGUGUAUAUCAUUAAAAGAGAGUGAAAAAUGAUCUGAUCAUGACCGAAAUGUGUAAUGUACAUUGAAUGCAUUAUUAGAUAAUUUACUUCAAGAAGUUUUUGAUUUCUUUAGUAGUUGUAAAAUCAUGUUGUAAAAUUAGAGUUUUAGGAAGAAUAUAGUUAAAUAGUGACAUGUUUUAACUCAAGUUAUUUUCAGUGUACUCAAUGUUGAGAAUACAUUGUAGCAAAAUUUCAAUGUUUUAAAUGUAUAUAUCUUUUUUCUAGAGAAUUUCUUCAUAUCUGCAUGAAGAUUGUGGUAUUUUGAAUAGAUAAGCUACCAGAUUUGAUAUGAAAAUCUUAUCUAUAGUGGUUGCAUUAGCUUUCUAUUUGAAACUGCAAUUUUGUACUGUUCAUUGUCAAAAUGUUGAUUGAUGUGAAUAGCUUUUAACAUUCCUGUUGUCAGAUGAAAUAAUCACAAUUUAUGUGUAGGAUUGUAUCUACUAAGAGAUAUUUCACACAAAUUAGAACAUUUCUAGCUGUUCUGUACUUUUAAAGAGCUACUUCCUAUGACUUUUUAAACUGUUUUCAUCUUUGAGAUAUUUUUUCUGUGGUCAGUGUGGACAAGUGAAAUUGGCGUGAAUACAUCUGGCCAAUACAAAAUUAGGCUGCCUUAAUAUAGCACAUUGGGAAAUCUGGACCUGUAUAUGUAGGAUAACUGGAUAAUAGAUUUUAUGUAAAAUAUUGGAUAAAUACACAAGUGUGUAAUUCACUUAUGAUUUCUGCUGGCAAUGUUAUUGAAAUGGUUUAUCAGGCUUUUUUCUUGUCAGUUUUAAAAUGUACACAGUGUUUUACAAUUUUCGGCUCAUAAAACACAACCCUGUUAUAAUUACAAUCAGGGCCGCUGGAAUGUUUGUAAAUUGAUCUAGCUUAAUAGAUGUAUAUAGAAUCUCUGUAAAUUAAAUAUUGUAGGUUCGUAUAUACAUGUUUAUGGUAAAUUGGGUGUCUAAGAAUAUUGGAAGAAUGAAAUCCUAUCUUGUGCAGAAUAUCCCUUUAACAUCAUAUGUAGUGAGGCUUUCAGAACUUGACAAUGCAUUAAAACUUAGCAUCAUUUUGGAGUCAGCCUUUUAAUUACGAUCUAGCUUGACAUCAAUGUAGAGAUAGGCAUUCGGUUACUUCUGCUAUAACUCGAUGUCAAAUGUUAGAGUGUUACGUUAUAUUAAGACUUAAGUCUGUGUAUUAAGCUAUUACAAUGUAUUACAUUCUAACUAAUACGAAAGUAUGUAGUGUUAUGAAUAAAGACAACCGUGCUUCUUCCAGCAUGGUUAAUUAGUCACCAGGUAUUGACAAGUGCUUGUUAUCUACAGUAAUUACACAUACAUAUGCUCAGCACAUAAUAAUGUGCCUGAGUGCUAAUAAAGAUCUCUCUCUCUCUCUCACAUAUAUGGAAAUCAGUUUGAUAUGAGAGGUUCCAGUAUAUCCUAUGGGAGGACUCCAGAUAUAAAGGAAUUCUAUACAUGUUGAGUGCGAGAGAAGAUGUGUUAUUGGUACAGUUUGGAUAUCUGAUCACUUCUGUUUACGGUUUCUGUUAGACAAACCUGGAGCCUUCCUAUUGGGUAGAUGUUUUACUGGAAUAGCACUGAACAAAAAACAAAAUGUAUGUUUACAAAAUCAUGGACAUUCUAUUGAAGCUAUUGAAGUUGAACAAAAACUACAGCCUCAAUAUCAUCUAUAGAUAUAUGGGAGAUAUAGGCUGACAACAUUACAGUAUAGCCCUAGCUUAGUGUCAACAACUGUUUUGCUUUAUGGUAAGAUUUGUGAGUUAAAAGUAUAUUUGUCGUUAAAUGUUUCUUAAUUUAUCUAUUAAAAUGGUGCUCGUAAUGUACAACGUGA